GCCAGACGGAAGGAGGUUUGCUACUGUUUUCUUUCCCGCCAAAACAGGAAAUGUCGGUUUGUCUAAUCUCGGAAGUGGAAUUCAUUCUUUCCCCGAACGCCAGACUAUCGCCAGUACACGUCAGUCAGUGGGAGAGUAAGGUUGCGUUUUGCCUGGGCGGACUGAUACGACUUAUUUACUGUAAAGUCACCAUGAACACCAAUGACCUUCCCCCGAGUUACGAAGAUGCCACCAAUUCAGUCCCACCUACACAAACAGACCUCGCUCACCACUACACGCCCCCUCCUCCCUUCGCGUCCCUCCCGGUAACAGCACCUCCUGUACCAGGCAUUCCGCAGCCAACACAGCCCUACCCCACCAACGGCACCCCUCACACCCUCCCCACCUACCGCCGCCCUACUGUUGUCCUGCAAAACCAUGCUCACCAGCCUUCCAACAACUACAAACAGACAAAGACGUGCUUCUUCACAAUCUUCACCAUAAUAAUUGUAACAACCUUAAUAUUGGUCAUUACAUUUACAGGUUAAUGAGUGUGUUAUGCCGCCAGUCAAACGUUAAUUAGUUAGUCACAUGGCCAUUAAGAGUGUUUGAGAAUGAUCGCACAGGGAAAGUUACUGUUUAUAAAGGCUAAAGAUGAGGAAAGAUGCAUUGAUUUGUAACCCCGAUGAAAAGAAGAAACAGUAUCGGCGUUGCGUGAAGAAAGAUGCGGUGAUUUGUAACAGCUAUGGAAAGAAGAAACAGUAUCGGCGCUGCGUGAAGGAAGAUGCUGUGAUUUGUAACCCUGAUGGAAAGAAGGAAAAGUAUCGGCGCUGCAGCAGUGGGAGGAAGUAUGACACGUGGAUAUGUUGGUACUACUGGUAUGAGAGGCGCCAAAUAAUAACGUGUGCCUCUUAUACCACAACAAAUGGUAACGGUACUUAACCCCUUACGUGCGACAUUUUUUUUACCCUCCUCCCCUGGCCAACCAUUUCCGGAUAUUUUUCAACUUUCACUAAGAGAUUUUUUUUUUCUUAUGGGAUUGUAGAUCAUAUUUUUCCGCAUCUGAACUUGAAAUCCGCAACUCUCUAAGUGCUCUGGUUCGGCCGUGGCGGGCCGCCAAAAUCUGAAAAAUGAAGAAAUGUCCUCCCUGCGGGCCAACAGAAAACGGGGGUUUCACCUGUCAAACGCAAGUUUUGCGUAAAAGUAAUGAGUUUGGUGAUUUGGAUGUGUUGCACCACUCUAGAAUGAAUGGUGUGACAUUAAAUAUCAUGACACCACGCGUAUGUCUGCACCAUACAGCUAUCACCUCCUACAACACACACACACAAACACACAUAAAAAGAAAAAAACUAAAUUCAUGGUUCAUUUCUGGUGCACAGGAAGUUUUGUGAGCGAAUGUACGCGUGUAUGUGCGCGACAGAGGAUUACAUGGCGAACAGACAACCCUCCCGCAACGCGCACAAAGGGAGGGCCGAGGGAGGGGAGAGGAGGCGGGAAGAGGGAUUAACAGGGUGGACCAGACCCUCAGUGAAUCUCGUGGGGAUUGGGGUGGUAGACUGCUAGCAUGCAGCGAAGGCCAGCGAUACAAUAGUCAGUCUUGACUUAGAGAAAACAAUAUUUCCAAUGGUGCUAACGCCAGCUCGCUACCUCUUACCGCCAGUUAUUUUUAAACCGCUUGCUAUAUGUAGGCUGAUCGGCAAUACAUUUUCAAAUAUCACCCGCCGAUAUGUAG
Portunus trituberculatus (swimming crab) is the source of this 1711-nucleotide messenger RNA. RefSeq lists its product as uncharacterized. The transcript has 3 exons. The record is from RefSeq and is a predicted model, not a curated record. Bases 51 to 527 code for a protein of 158 amino acids. Lineage: Eukaryota; Metazoa; Arthropoda; Malacostraca; Decapoda; Portunidae.